Messenger RNA from Camelus dromedarius (Arabian camel), 6912 nucleotides. RefSeq names its product C-terminal binding protein 2 (gene CTBP2). Gene Ontology annotation, molecular function: NAD binding; transcription coactivator activity; transcription coregulator binding. The record is from RefSeq and is a predicted model, not a curated record. The transcript has 9 exons. Gene Ontology annotation, biological process: regulation of transcription by RNA polymerase II. Bases 1 to 2952 code for a protein of 983 amino acids. Lineage: Eukaryota; Metazoa; Chordata; Mammalia; Artiodactyla; Camelidae. Gene Ontology annotation, cellular component: nucleus.
AUGCCGGUUCCCAGCAGGCAUAUAAAUAUUGGCCGAUCUCAGAGCUGGGAUGCUGCCGGGUGGUACGAGGGCCCCUGGGAGAUCGCUGAGGCUCCAGGGAGGAGGAGCUCCCUGACAGAUGGAGGCGGAGAGGGACCUUGGUCCGAGCAGCUGAACCCCGGGCUUCAGGAUGUCACCAUGCCAGGGGCUGCAGGGCCCUGCCUCUACCGGGAGGCCCUCUACAGCUCCAUGGCCGGAAGGAAGAGCUCCGUUCCUGACUUCACCUUUUACGACAGCAGACAGGCGGCGAUGUCAGCUCGCGGAGCCCUGCUACCGCGGGAUUACUACAGUGAUCCAGCUGGAGCCACCCGGGUGCCCAGAAAGCCUCGGCACCAUCGCAACCUGGGAGUCAGCCAGCCACUGCCCGGUUAUGGAGCACUGGGCAGCAGGAUGACGUGGGAUCCAGUGCAAGGCCGGGUCCCUGCCCUGCAGGACACCGGUCACCUGUACCGGGAUCCCGGUGGUAAAACGAUCCCUCAGGGGCAGCGAUCGCAGAGCAGGGCCUCGUCGCCUGCGCGGUACACAGGGGAGCCGGCCGACAGCAGGUACGGGGUGGAGGCGCCCGUCUACCCCGCCAGUCAGGUCUACAACCACGUGGGCGAGAGAUCUGUGGAUUCUGCCCCUGCCAGGCAGGCAGCCCCCACGUGCCUGGUCGUGGACCCCAGCAUGGCUGCUGCCUCCGGGGUUGGCACGGGGGCAGCUCCAGGCACCCUGAACCGAGGCUACGGGCCUGCCCAGGAGAGUGUCCACCCCAGGAUGGCUUACGAGAAUUGUGAGGCCGACCUGUCCGCCUUCCAGGGGCCUGGCGGCGGCAGGAGGAGUGUGAUGCCUGAGUUCCUGGCCUUCCUGCGGGCGGAGGGCGUGGCAGAGGCCACGCUGGUGGCCCUGCUGCAGCAGGGCUUCGACUCCCCAGCCGUCCUGGCCACGAUGGAGGAUGCCGACAUCAAGUGCGUGGCGCCCAACCUCGGCCAGGCCCGCGUCCUGAGCCGCCUGGCCAGCAGCUGCAGGACGGAGAUGCAGCUGCGCCGGCAGGGCCGGACACGCUCUAGCAGCUUCAGCCACCGGAGCGAGCUUCACGGUGACUUGUCUGCUCUGGGUGCCCCGGCCUUGCCGCCCCAGCCGGUGGGACCCUUGCAGGCGGCGUCCCCUCGGACUGGAGACCCGGCUCGCCGCCCCUCCAGUGCGCCAUCCCAGCACCUCCUGGAGACAGCUACCUACUCUGCCCCGGGGGUGGGCACCCAAGCCCCCCACUUUCCGUCCAACUCUGGGUACAGCUCUCCCACUCCGUGUGCCCUGACAGCGCGGCUGGGCCCCACGUACCUGCCACAGGCCGGAGUGGCCUUGACUAACCCGGGCCCUGCCGCGCCACUUCACCCAGGCCCCAGAACAGCCUAUUCCACCGCAUACACGGUGCCCAUGGAACUGCUGAAGCGGGAGCGCGGCGUGGCCGCGUCCCCCCUGCCCAGCCCCCACGGCAGCCCCCAGCUCCUGCGGAAGACUGGUGUCCCCGCGGAGCCCUCCACCCUGCCGUCAGCCAGCCAGAGCCUGCACUCGCCCCACUCGCCCUACCAGAAGGUGGCCCGGCGGACGGGGGCUCCCAUCAUCAUGUCCACCAUGCUUGCACCGGAACCAAGUAUCCGCCCCCAGAUCAUGAACGGCCCCCUGCACCCCCGCCCCCUGGUGGCGCUGCUCGACGGCAGAGACUGCACCGUAGAGAUGCCGAUCCUGAAGGACCUGGCCACCGUGGCCUUCUGUGACGCACAGUCCACCCAGGAGAUCCACGAGAAGGUUUUAAACGAGGCUGUCGGCGCCAUGAUGUACCACACCAUCACCCUCACCAGGGAGGACCUGGAGAAGUUCAAGGCCUUGAGAGUAAUCGUGCGGAUAGGCAGCGGCUACGACAACGUGGACAUCAAGGCGGCAGGCGAGCUCGGGAUCGCCGUGUGCAACAUCCCGUCCGCAGCAGUGGAGGAGACGGCCGACUCCACCAUCUGCCACAUCCUCAAUCUCUACCGGCGGAACACGUGGCUGUACCAGGCGCUGCGGGAAGGCACGCGGGUACAGAGCGUCGAGCAGAUCCGGGAGGUGGCGUCGGGAGCAGCCCGCAUCCGUGGGGAGACGCUGGGCCUCAUUGGCUUCGGUCGCACGGGGCAGGCGGUCGCUGUUCGAGCCAAGGCCUUCGGAUUCAGCGUCAUAUUUUAUGACCCCUACUUGCAGGACGGGAUAGAGCGGUCCCUGGGCGUCCAGAGGGUCUACACCCUGCAGGACUUACUGUAUCAGAGCGACUGCGUCUCCUUGCACUGCAAUCUCAACGAACAUAACCACCACCUCAUCAACGACUUUACCAUAAAGCAGAUGAGGCAAGGAGCAUUUCUAGUGAACGCGGCCCGCGGCGGACUGGUGGACGAGAAAGCCUUAGCCCAAGCCCUCAAGGAAGGCCGGAUACGAGGGGCGGCCCUCGACGUGCACGAGUCGGAGCCUUUCAGCUUUGCUCAGGGUCCCUUGAAAGAUGCACCGAAUCUCAUUUGUACGCCCCACACGGCCUGGUAUAGUGAGCAAGCCUCCCUGGAGAUGAGGGAGGCCGCUGCCACGGAGAUCCGCCGGGCAAUCACAGGUCGCAUCCCAGAAAGCUUAAGAAACUGUGUGAACAAGGAAUUCUUCGUCACAACAGCUCCCUGGUCAGUAAUAGAUCAGCAAGCAAUCCAUCCAGAGCUCAAUGGUGCCACGUACAGAUACCCGCCAGGCAUUGUGGGCGUGGCUCCGGGAGGACUUCCUGCAGCCAUGGAAGGGAUCAUUCCCGGAGGCAUCCCGGUGACCCACAACCUCCCCACAGUGGCACAUCCUUCCCAAGCUCCCUCUCCCAACCAGCCCACAAAACACGGGGACAAUCGAGAGCACCCCAACGAGCAAUAGCAGAGGAGGACGAAAGGUAAUCACUUAGAUACACCUGGGACCAAGAGACAGUGAAAAAUAGAUGAACUAAGAGAAAAGGAAUUUGACAGCCUUUUUAACUGAUUCUGGACAUAUGCAUCAUUGACGUUGCAGUGUUAAAACUACAAGAGCUAGAAGCCGAGACGUGGGAAAACUGAAGAUGGCGUCUGCUUACGGAAGCGCUGAAAAAGACUAGGACGUGAUUUAUUAACGACCAACUUCUGUUAUUGUGUGUUAAGUUUUUCAUCUGUGCAUCAAAUCACAAAGAAUAAAUAGAUCUUUUUCCUUUAUCAGUCCCUUGGGCACAGCAGGUCCUGAACACCUUGCUCUAGAAUGUUGCAUCAAGAGUUCUAAACAUCAAAAUAAAAAAUAUUAAGAGGAAAUCCCCAUCCUGUGACUCUAGUCCCUUCGGUCCACGGGGGCUGGUUACCUCUUUUGCUGAUAGGAAGAGUAAAUGACUACGGAAUGGGGAGAAGACUGUCUGCCGUGUGAGACGACCAAGAGCACAGGCCUGGAGACAGUACCAGCUCCCAUGCAGAGAAGUCGCUCCCACCUGAACUGCACACCGAGCGGGCAAGUUGGCUGUGAGUUCAGUAAUACCCUCUGAUGAUGCAAAAAAAAAAAAAAAAAGUAUUAAGUUUCACAAGCUGUUUGUACUCAAAUAUAUUUUCUCAGUUUCAGAUCCUCAGCUAUUUUAUUGAGUGGAAAGUCUUGAACUGAAAGGGUUCAAGAAUAAUGUUGCAUUUCCUUAUGUCUCAGGAAACACUUUUUAUGGUAACUUGUCAGAUUGUCUAUGAACAAACCCACUUUUUUAGACAUUAUUGAUAAAGUCUUCUUUUCUUCACGUGAUAUUUUAUACAAGAACACUUCAGGUGUGUUAUUAGAUGUGACUGAUUUUAACAAAUCCUAUUAGAUUUGUAUCAACUAGUUACAUGUUAUAUUCAUAGUCUUUUGUGAAUCAUCGCCUUUUUGUUUAAAAGAUGGCCUAUUUUGAGCCUUUGUAUAGGUACAUUCCUGUUUUUGUGACAAAAAAAAACCUUUAAAAUUGUCCCGAACAGAAAAAUAAUGGCUAUCAGAAAUAUGUUUUGUUUUAGUGUGAGUUACCGUUACUGUAUUUGUUUAUUGUAAAGGUGGACAUUUAGCGUUCAGUGCAGUUUUCAAUAAAAAGUAAUAAAAAUUUCUGUUAAGUUUUGAAAUUCAAGUACAUCUCACUAAUGUAAAAGUUCUCUACUUGAGAUGUUUAAAGGCAACUGCAUUUUCAAUUUCCCAAUUUCCAGUUCUUGUUAUUCCAAGGGUCAACGAUUAACAAGACUUUCCUAUCUGCCUAAUCCAUAACCAGACUCGAGUGCUGACAAUUACUUCAUGUGAGUUUAAUUGAAAAAUCAAAAACUUCACGUAAGUCCAUCCUUAACAAAAUCAUGCCAUCCUUAAGAUGAACUAGUGGGUUAGAACUAAGUCACUUCAAGAAACAAAAUUGGUCAAGUUUUGAUUUUAAUUUACCCAAAAGCAAAAUUACCUGGCUCAAGCAUCAAUGCAGGAAGGGACGUGAAUUUCAAUUUUUUUAAAUGAUAUUAUUUACAAAGAACUGUUGCAAAAUAAUUAACAUCAGCCAUUUCCAUAUGUUAAGAACUUUCAGUUGAUUUAAUGGAUCCUCCUUUUUAAAUAGCAUUCAACCCCUUACCACUAGUGACAGCUGCAAAUACCAGUUAAGCCCAACAAUUCCAGGUCCAGAACUCCUUUAGUCACCACCCCCUCUUCCAAUUAGGAAAAAAAAAGUUCAUGGCAACUUAAAGCAUCAACCUCCUCAUCUUAAGGUGGUGGUCCCAUCCCCCCCCCAUGAAAAUUACAUGAAGAUCACUGCACUUGUAUGGUCAUGGAGCACGUGGUUACUGACCUGUCACUCCAGGGAGCAGAGCGGGAGGUUCAUUAUCACCUUCAUAACCACCUGACAAACAGCAAUCCACGAGGGGCUGACACACACGAAAAGGAGACCCCAACCACCUUACACAGCAGGAUUCCCUGAACACACAUUCUGUCUGGGACACGACAAGCCUAAGAAUCAGAAACAAAAAUGUAGGUCCAAAUCCACAGUGCGCCUGGGUUUUAAUUAGAACAGAAAACACCACACCGUAGUCUCCCUAGAAAACCACGAAGUUCAGGUAGUCCUGUCCAGAGCCAACCACGAGACACACAGUAUCAGUCACCCCGUCACGUACAGUCUGAGAAGGGGCUGCACACUCUAGCUUGGGACAACAACUAUGGCUGUUUGCUUGAUAGUUCAAGAGCUUCACACAGCAUUGACUCACCCCCAGAUCUGGCUUUCACCAGCCAAUCUGCUGUGAAGACCAUUUAAAGCCCCAUCCCUGUCUGGAGCCUAGGAAAUGGAGUCAUACAGUUCUUUCCCACAGGGAAGAAUGCUGUACCUGUUAAACUAGGUGUGGUCAGGGUCGCUGAUCCAUAAAUAAGUAACGAGGCACCUCAGGGGAAGCACCGCUCAGCAAGACACAACACACAGAGCCUAAACACCGAGCCUGCAGCUUUCUGGCCACCACGGACUGAUGGAGACCCUCGCAACUAGACGCUUUUCCCUCAAACACUGCUCUUUGGCUUCUUGAAUUGGGAGGGUAGUUUCUGCUUAACAGCAACUAGUACAGGAUGAGGAUGUCUGGCCACUGAGAAUCCUUCCUACAUGUGGAGAAAAGUUUAUACGGGUGCUAUAUGCUAUGCUAGGUAGUCAAGGUGACAGCGUUCUAAAAACUUGAUUAAUUACUGUCCAAAAUGAAAGCAAAGAAUUGACAGAGUCAAUUUGUAAGAAAACAUUAACCACUUGGAACAGUAAUGUAUACCAUUAUUAUAAUGUAUCAAAAUUCACUUAUAUGGAAUCAAAUUGCAAAUUUUUUCCUGCAAAUGUUAGCAUGCAGCAAAAGCGAUCCUUUCAUCCUGGGAACACCUUUCAAUGUUCACAGAGGGAAGAAAGAACUAAAAACAUGACAUCUCACAGGCAUUUUUCUGUUUUUAGUAUUCCAGCAUCAAAUCUGAAGUUGUGCACGUUUCAAUACCAUCUAAACAGAACUUAGAAGCAGCAGCAAAUAUGUAAAGGUUUUCACAGCCUUUUCAUCAGAGGGAAGAAAAGAGUGUGUGAGUGUGUGUGUGUGUGUCUUCAAAUUCCUUGCCACACCAAUAGUCUACAAAGUGCUUAUCAGGACACGAAGUCUUUUUGUGUUCCUGAGAUAGGUCUGAAAUUUUUACCCAGUAUUCAAUGUAUACCUGAAGUGGUCAAAUACUUUAUAGAAAGUUUUCUACCUAAGAUUAUAGUUUUAACUUUAAAUAAGAAUGGCCACAAUUAACCAACAUGCAAAAAUUCUCAGACUACUCACUGAGAAUUCAUUAUACGAUGCACUUACCACCUUACUGCAUUCUUAAAUCUUUAUUCUGUACUGAACUGAUAUUCCCAAUUAGCCCAAGCAAAGGCAUGCCUUUCUAACACGAUUUGCUUAAAGCAGAGUUGAUGAUAAAAGACAGAAUCCAAAGACCCUCCCUCUGCAUGGCAACUUGGGAGUUGUCAUAGGGUCAAGUGAGCAAAUUUCACACGAUUGAUUCAUUCAGUUGCAAGUGGGCCCGCUCCCCAAGCGCUAAUUUACAUCCACAGAGUAACUCCUCAUGACGAGCCUGCUGCCAGAGUAAGGCAGAAGAACCCUCACUUUAAGGGCACUCUUCCAAACAAAUAAAUACAAAUACUGAAAAGGGGCAUAUCAAACUUUAAAAAGACAAACUAGCAGAAACCAAAACCCUUUCCAAAACAAGGGAACGAUGUCCAUGUGAAGUUCACUCAAAAAAAAUCCUUGCUUUACUUACAAUUUGUUCCUUAAAGAUUUGAUUUUAUUUUAUUGGGCAUGACAGGAACUAAAUUAUUAAUAAAAUAAAAGCUUGUUUUUAUUUUUA